AUGAGCACGGGUGACGAUGACUUAUCGUCUGGAAUAAAUGGAAGAUUGAGGCCUAGGAAGUCUUACGUGUCCAGUCCACAAACAACCAAGACGACACGAAGAUUAGAAUCCAAACUUUCGCAUGAAAAACCCAAGCGUGUUUCUACCCAAUCCAAGAAUCCGCUUACUAAAUCUGAUGAUCUCUCUAAAAAGUCUGACUUUUCCUCUGUCUUAGAAUAUCUUUGCCCCUACUGCGAUAAAAAUUUUGUUUCUAAGCAAACAGCGUCUAAACAUACUCGACGUAUUCAUUUUUUGACUUCGAAACAAGGUGAUAAAGGUGUUAUCAAUUGCCUUUACUGUAAUCACUCUGAUCCUGAACCCAACAAUAUUUUCAAGCAUAUGAUUGAUAGUCAUCCAAAUCAAUACUUUGCCUGUCUUGAUUGCCACACAAGGUUUCUAUCAACAUCAGAAUUGGCUGAACAUAAACUAAAUGUCUGUGAACGGCAAAAACUACAUUAUAAAAGUAAAUUACCUCAAAAAUCAAACAGAGCUAGCAAAAAAUCUCGUAAGCUUGAUCGACAAGUUGUAAUACGGGACGAAGAAAGGCAUGGCUAUAAAAGCAUUGUUAUAUCGUGUGAACUUAAGCCUACUCAUGUGACCGACGCUGCUGAUAUUGAAGAUAACAUUACGACCAACUUAAUUUUGCCGUCGAUUAAUCAGGCUAAUAACAUUAUUGACAAAAAUGCGGUUAUACUACUUGAUGAUUUACAAUGGAAAAAGCGUAUACCGCAAAAUUUUUCAUUUCACAAUACCGAUACCGAUCAAAUUUUAUCAAGAUUGGGAGUGGUGCAUAGGUCUCCUAGAACAGGAGAAUCUACUCGUAAGGAUUGGUUUAAAGUCAUUGACGAUGCAACCCAGAAGUUUGAAAGAUGCUUCGAUACCAACUUUUAUUCUAAAGUCGCGAGUAAUGUACAAGAAAAUUUAUCUAAGUUUCUUGACGGUUCCUUCAAUUUUAAUCCAGAUCCAAAUCAUACGAUUAAACCAAGGAAAGCCAAAAAUAGUGUCCCUAUUAAUACAGUCGAGGGGUUUCCAAUUUUAUUAUCGUGUGAACAGUACUCACGAAAUAUAUUUGAUGUAUACAUGCCACGAGCAAUAGCACCAAAACACAAAUGGAAGUGGGACAACUUGGAAAACGACAGGAGCUCUUUUAAUGCAGACCAAAUAAAGCGGGAUUCACAUGUAAAUAACUGUAUAGUAACGUUGGUUUCAAGUCUAGAUAUUUGGACUCAACUAUGUAUGAGACAUAAAUUUGAAGAAAAGUUUAAAACUACACCUUUUGAGAAAAAAACUGAAAAGAAAAAAAUUAUAAGUAAUGAAUUAAAAGAAAUACUCGAAAGUAGACAAUUACCACCAUCAACGGCACAGGUUUCUCGCAAUUGUACGGCACUUGUCAAAGUUCCUAACAACCUCGAUUUUCCAACAUCAUUAGGUCUUACACCAUCUACUAGUAAAUAUGAAAUACAACCGGCAGUUUUGAGUGGAGAAUGGGUGAGACCUCGUUGUUAUGUAUGUUGUGCCUGUGGCGCACAAACAAGAGAUCCUCGAACUCUUUCAACACACAUUUUAACUGAACAUCCUAAUGCCCAAGUUCAACAUUACGAGAUACCGGGAGAAUUGUUGCUGAAUGCUGAUAUCCUUAGACAUUUGUAUGUACCACCCAGCCCUGUGCAAAAUAGAACCCGACCUCCAAGGGGUUUUCGAGAAUGCACUAAAUGCAAUAAAUCCAUUACAAUUGAAGAUCUACAUCAGCACAUGUUAGAUUGUGCCGGAGAUAUGCCAACAGUGAGAAGAAAAUGUCGAUAUCGCCAUUUUGGAGUACGAAAAAGGCGUACACGUAUUCAAGAUAGCCGAAUACGGAAAAAAAUUCGUAAAGACAUACAUCGACAAAAUGGAAGACCUAGACCAAAAAUUCGAUCCGAAGUUGGAGACGCCGAAACCAUCAGAAAAAUGAUAGCAGAUUUACCAGCAAAACGCCACCGAGUAACUCCAACAGGUUCAAAUUUGAGACCUAAAAAGAAAAUUAAUCCACAGUUAGAUCAACUUACUUUUAGUAAACGGCAUACAGAAGACAAUAAAAACAGGAGAUUCAACACUGAUAGUAGUACUAACACUACAUUCCAAGGUGACGGUGAACCUAAUAAUUUGAAAGAAAGUAAAAUUAUGAAAAAUAAAUUAACCCGUCGUAGCACGGUGAUUAUAAAUAAGAAAACAAACAAAACUCAUAGAAAUGAUGUCAAUAUAAGAUAUGAUUCUAGAAUAGAAGCUGUUAGUAAUCAACUAUCAUUAUCUUCAGAUAGUAUUGCAUCUUCAGCUGGUUCUAAGACACAAGUAUUAUCCCUCCAGAAUCAACCCAACAGGAUAAAUGUCAACUCUGGACCUUACAACACUCGAGAACAAGCAAAUGGAUCCAACAACGAUGGAUCUAAUAAUAGGGAGAAUCAAAACCCUGAGCGAAAUGAUAAUGAUGGAAAUUUUCGUGAUCAGGGAGCACCUCCCCAAAAUAUUCCAUUAAAACACUCGAUCGCCCGCUUAACGGCUGAUUCUGACACCCAUGAUAAAGCCGUCCAAUUUCAUCAUUUGUUUUUAGUGCAACAGGAAUGCAAUAAUGUAACGCAACAUGAUCCUUCUGGGCAACCAGUUUUCUUUGAAGAUAAAGCAGUUACUGAUAAACUUGAUAAACCACCUUUAGAAACUAAAGAAAAAGGUGAAGAUUUAGAUACGCUAAAUAACCAUAAAAACAAAUUAAAUAAACAGCGAAAAGGACUUAAUGAUUGUAUUGCUAUGUUAAAAAAUAAAUUGGUUGAACCUAGUAAGUCUCCCGAGGUAUCUAUACAGUGUAAAAUCGACGAAACACCAAAUCCUCCGCCGAAAAGAGUUAUAACCAAUCGCAACGAUAUAACUGUUCAAUGUCCAGAUGAUAAUCAAGCACCUGAAACCGUGAUAACUCCGCGCUCUAGAAAUAUAUUAAACAAAGGAAACAUUACGGAAAAGAAUGUUAAGUCAGCAUCCCGUAUAGCAAGCACAAAACAGAAAUCAGAAUCAGUCACAACACACAAAGUUAGUUUGAGUAUAAAUAUGGAAAAUAAACAUCAUGAUAAUCCUGCAUCGGUUGGUAUUUCAGGAACCUCUGAGCUUAGAAACUGUGAACGUAAUAAUUAUUUGCCUGUUUUUAAGAAAACUGGAAGACCGCCAAAAUACAAUGAAUCUGAAAUAAAUGCUAAUGCUUCAGAAAGUGUUCAAAAUAUACAAAAAAUUGAUAAUUUUGUUAGACGAAGUGUGACUCCUAAACGUCAAGCUAUACAUAUAAAUGUUACGGCUAAGGAAAGUAACAAUAUUUUAACGGUAAUAAAUAAGGAAAGUUCGUCACUGGAUAGAUCGGUGAUGCAAGUUUUGGAAUCAAGUCACAAGGAAGCACAUAAUGGACAUGAAAGUAUAAAUGAGUCAAUAAAUAAAAAUAAAUUGUAUAUCUCUGAAGAAAUACCACCUGCGCAUUGUAUUGUUGAUGCUGAAUCGAUAUCAACGGCACCGUUAGAUUUAUCGGGCAAAUUAUAUGUAAAUGAAGUGAUCGCCCAUAGCUCAAAGCAAGAUAUUUCAUAUAACAGUUCCGCUCAUGUAUAUGAAACUUUAGAUUUGUCAAAUAAAGGAAUAAAUAAAGUCUUUCAAAAAGGUGAUAUUAACGAACUAUCUAAUGACGAAGUCGUAGUUGAUUUACGAGUAAAGCCUGCGAUUCCCUCUACAUCUACCGCUUCUUUUAAUUAUGCAGAAGAUAUAAGUUACAACGAUAUGACAGCUACAGAUCUAUCAGUAAGACACACGGAAUUCAUGCCUACCGAUUUAUCUGUUAAGGGAAAAGGAAAAACUGGUCAUUUUAUUACAAUGACUCGUAAAGAUCUAAGUGUUAUGCGUCCAACUUCUAACUUCACUUUCUCCCAAAACGAUAUUAUCGGAUUAAAUUUAUCUCCAAAUGAAUUUCCAACAGAUUUGUCUCGGACAUGUUUAGAAGUAUUAUCCUCAAAACAAGUAAUAGGACAAGAUGCAAAUAAUACAACUUCAUCGCUUGACAUUUGUGAUUAUGAUAAUACAAAUUCACCAGAUUUUCCCUACGGCCAACAUAUAAAUAAAAAUAUUAUCACCACUGGAAAAAAUAUAACUUCCCACCCAAUUCCGUUACAAUAUAAUACAAAUGGAAAUUCAUAUAAAAUACAAUCAAGACAGAUGACAAUUCCAUCUGAAGUGCACAUUGAAGAUGAAAGAUUCUCUGCAGAUGAGUUUAAUCAAUCCCGAAAAGUUCAAUACAAUUUUGUAGAUGUUUCUACUAUGUCCGGGUCGUCGACUUUACUUGAUAAAGCACCCAUGAAUCUUUGUAAUCCUCUAAUAAAAGUAUCAAAUUGUGAUUCAUUGCAUAACAAAACUCAUAUAGCUUCGCAAGAAUGUGUCAAAACACUUGACAUUCUUAAUAUGCCUCUGAACCCAAAUAAUACGUCAAAUUUAAAAACAAUACUUCGGCCAUCCGUAAGCAUUACACCUAACUAUAUUAAUGCAACUGAACUUGCGAAAUCUGUAAAGCAAGCUGAUAAACAGAAUGCAUCAGAUUUGUCACUUCAACCUUCUAAAUCAAAACGAUCUCAGGAAAACCUGACAAAAAGAAACUAUGAACUGAAUGAAAGAAAUUCCUGUCCUAUUGACAAUGAUCCGGAAACUGCCAAGAAAAUAGCUUUGUUACCGAAAGAACUUGUAGACAUCUUAGGAAACAUGCCAGUUGAUCACCGCAAUCAGUUACUCAAUGUUCUUCCUCAAUACGUAUCAGUGUCAACAUCCGCUGCACCUAUCAGACACGAUGCUUUUAACGAUCCAAAACUGUCAUCAAGCCAUCGACACUCUCAGCCUUGCAAUGAAACUGAUAAUACAGAAAUUCCCCAAUAUUCCGGAAUGUCUAAGAGUCAACAUUCUAUUGUUGAUAGGUAUCAAGUUCCACAUCCUUAUUAUCAACCACAAGGAGAGACUAAGAAGUCUGAAGGUGAAUACGGCCAAUUUCAUGGUAGUAUAGAAGAUACAAAUAAAAGUUGCCUUAAUGACAAUAAGAGGCGCUCCAUUGAUCUAAGUAUGUGUGGUAUUAUUGAUUUAACUGAUGAUAAUGUAGACACAAUUUCUUGUUCUAUUUCUCCGGAAAAAGAAAACAAAACCGAGAGCCCGGUAGUAAAAGCAUUCGGAUUUAAAACGAAUAACGAAAAAACAGCAAGCUUACGUGCCGUAAGGAUUAAAGCACCAUCAGAGAGAGCUAAAUCGAUUAUAUUAGAAACAGAACUAAAAAAGAUUAUUCCAGAAAAAAAAUAUAUCGAUAGCCACAGCUCAGAUAGUGGCAACAAUGAUAUUAGCCCAGUAGUGCAGAAAUUUGAAACAAGUGUGACUAAAGCUACAAACGUACACGCCGUUUCUGUUGUUGAUGCUAUUUUAAGUGAACAAAUUGAUACACCUUUGACGUUAAAUCGAUCAGAACUUCUUGAUGGACAUAAUGAACCACGAAAAGAAAGAACGACAACCAAUUUCUUAAGUAAUGUUCCCUUGCAAAGUUUACAAACCGAUAUGGCAACAUUUAAUUCUAAAUCAGUUAGUAAAGACAGCGUUAACAUAUCAGAUUCUGAGUCACCAUUGCAGAACGACAGUUUGGAACGUCGGGAUAAUUCUCAAGAAGUAGAAAAAAUACUGGAAAGCUUCGACGAAGAUGACUCGGAAGACGACGUUUCUUUAGCUGUCAUAGUAAAACAAAAACAAAGAAAAUUAGGUGUACUUGAAACUUGUUCAAAUAAUGUCAAUAGCACAAAUAAAAACAAAUCUAUCACUAAUUACUCGAAAGAAGUUAUGGAUUCUCUGGAUAUUACGCCUGAGUUAAAAGAAUAUAGAGCUGGUGCAAUCUUUGAUAAAACAGAUAAAAACAAUUACGAGGAAAAAGGUUUAGAUAUCUCCAUCACUAGUAAACACAAGGAAACAUCAUGUAAAAUAUCUGCAAUAAUGGAGGGGAGAUCUAAAUCAGAAAAAUAUUUUAGUCCCAUAAAAAUCUUGAAGUACUCUCCGAUAAACUUUGAUAAGACGCUGCCUAGUAACAACGAAUCUAAUGUUCCUUUAAAUGAAAAAUAUUCCGAAGCCGUUCAAACAAGUUUAGGUGAUCAGGAUCCGCAUAGAUUAUCAUCAAAUAAUAACACUAUUGCUAAUGAAAUUGAGCCUGCAUCACAAUCAGCCUGUUUGUUAAAGCCAUCAACAUUUGAUCCAAAAAAAGAGAAAAAAGAAAAUCCUCACAAAAAAAUAGCUGAAAGUGAAAUCCGUUUGGAAAAAGAGAGAUUGUUUACUCCUCUUCGUCGCAGUAGACGGGGAAAAUCACUAUUAUUUGAUAAUAAUGGUGAUAGUUGUAAUUUUCAUAAUAUUGGUGAUGUCGGGGAGCUGCGGGGCCCAUAUACUAAAAAACAGUUAAUUUUCUCUAAAAUGCUCCAAGAUGAAGGAAACACUGUUGCAAAAGUCCCUGAUUCUGAUGACUUGCACUUGGAUAAACAUGUCGAAAAUAUGCCUCUUCGUCCACGUGAAGUAGAUUUUAGCUUUCCCGUGAAGGAAAAAUCACAAAAACGGAAAAAGUCGACUCACAAAAGAAAAAAGCUAACGAAAUUAAACGAAAUGGCUCUUGCAAACCCGAUCUCACUAAACAAAGUUGAAUCUACAGUUUUAGUCCCUGAUAAAGAUGAAGUAUGUAAAAUUCAGUACCGAGUGAAUAAUUCAGAAUGCGCCAAAUCAGACAUUCUUGCGUUGUCUAGUAUUAAACGUAUUGACUUACCUAUAAAAAGUGAGAAGAUAGCAGGAAAACGUAAAUCUAGUAGUUCUAUUAUCAAUGAACUUGUUUUGUCAGCUAAGGAAAAGAAGUUAAAAACAAUUAUUGAUGAAGAAGACAAUGCUAUUGGCCGUAAUUGUGACAACAAUACUAAAAAUGUUAACACCAAUGAUAAUGCUCAUAUUAUAUCUGCAGUGCGACGAUGUCGUUCAAAAUCUGUCGUAUCUCAAUCAACGUCUGAAAUGUAUUAUUCAUAUGAAAAUGUUUCAGAGACAAUACCUAAUUACAAAGGACAGUCGGAAUAUAAGCCAACUAAUCAAAAGAUCGUAAACAAAACAUCUAAUAAUGAUGACGUUGAAUUUGUUAAUUCUACAACGACUAGUAUUUUAAAUACUGACAUAGAAGGUUGUUGUAAGGAAAAACAAGAACAGGAGGAAGAAGCAACAACCUGGCAGAUCAUUGAAACAAAAGCCCUUUUAAGUUAUCCUGGUGAAUCUUCAAUAAGAGAUGAACCAUUGAAAACGCCUCCCGAAACGAAAAAGAAAAACUCUCGCAAAAACCAAGAAAAGAGUAAUAAUGAACCUUGUGAAACAUCAUCUAAAACACACAUGAAAACACUUUCUGUUACUUUAGAAGGACAUGGUACUAAAAACACUGAAAUUCAAGUUGAUGCCGAUAAGUUGGAUAAAGAAAAACAUAAAGAAAGCAGUGGAUCGUCUAGUAAAGAGUUUGAUUAUAUCGUUGAAUUAUUAUAUAAGCGUGAAAAAGAUGAUAAAAGAAAGCAUCUUAUUCAGGAAAAGGAGAAGCAAAACAAAUUGAAGCCUCUUGUCGAUAAUCAGAGCUUGCAAAAUGAAAACACAAAUCAAGCGCGUACUAUAUUUAAAACAUCGUCUAUUAUUGAUGCCGGAGAAGUUCACGAUCACGAAAAUGUUGGAAAUGUUGAAGUAGAUCCUUAUCAGAUGCCUGACAAAGAAGUAGAUUCAACAAGUGAAAGACGUCCCAAAAUUACCGGUAAACGCAAGUCGAUUAGUUCUAAUAACAAUCAACCAAUUUUUUCAUCAGCUAUAGCAAAAAAAAUAAAAACCACCAUGAAUGACGACAAUAUUAAUAUCAACAAUUGUUAUAGCAGUACCAAAUAUGCUAUAACAAGCAAUGAAAAUACCACAAACACUGUUUUGGAGAAAUCGGUGUCUGACACAAAUAAUUAUGAUUACAUUAAGGAUAAAACAGCAGUGACACCUGCCGUUUUAAAAAGUAAAUCUUAUGAUGAGGAUGAUUCUGAAAAGAGUAAUUGUCAUCGAAAGAUCGUGAGCUAUGAUGAACAGGUUAAACCAACUGAGUGGAAUAAUACUCCAUCGCUUAGUACUUCAUUUAGUUGUAUGGAUGAUAGUACCCAGAAAAAACAGGACGAUGUAGCCGCAGGAGAGCCAUCUGAAUCUAAAUUCCUUUUCAGUGAUUCUGAUGAAUCUUCAAAGAGUGAUGAACCAUUAACGAAAUAUAUUGAAGAAAAGGAGAAGAAAUCACAAAUGAAACAUCCGGAACACAAUAAAAUUGGAACGGAUAAUAGAUGGGUUUCUGUAUGUGUAGACAAACAUGAUGCUAAAACCACUGAAUUUAAAAGCGAUAAUAACGAUCAACUCGAUAAAGAAAAACUAGAAGAAAUAAAUACUUCAUCUAAUUUAGAUUUGGAUUGUCUCGUAAAAAUGACGCACAAUCGUGAAAAAACUGAUAAUGGGCACAAUUCCCUUCAGAAAAAAGGGAAGCAAAAUAUAUCAAAACCUCUUUUUAAUGAACUGACUUACGAAAACGAGAAAGAAUCUAGUAGUAACCUUGAAACACCUUACUCAAGUAAUGUUACGUACGGCGAGGAUUCUGAUUGCGAUGACGCUGGCCUUCAUCAGGUGUGUCGUGCUAAAGAUGUAAAUUUAGCUUUGGUAGAAAAUGAGCCGAAACUAAUCGAAAAACGAAAAUCUAACAGCUCUAAUAGUAGUGAACUUGUUUUGUCGGGUGAAACUAAAAAGUUAAAAUCGAAUAUUGAUGUCGAUGCUUAUUCUGAAAACAAUAUUAAGAUCAUUGAAAAUAACACAAAUUCUGCAGUGCAACGAUGUCGCCUGAAGUCCGUUCUAACAGAGUCGACGUGUGAAAUGUAUGAUCCAUAUGAUUUUAAUUUAUUACAUAAGGUAACUGAUGAAGAUCCGUUUUUAAAAAGAAACUCUAUAAAAAGGCUCUCUUAUCGAAGUAAAUUAAUUAAUACCUCUAAUAAUAAUGACGACGAUGACCUAAAUGAGUCUAACGCUCCAUCAACAAGUAUUUUAUACAAAUCUACAGCAGAAAAUUCCCAGGAGCCAGAAAAGCAAGGUGCAGCGACCCGACAAAUAUCUGAAGCUCAAACUAUCUUGAGUGAUUCUGAUGAAUCUUCAAAGAGCGAUGAACCAUUGAAAAAAUCUGCUGAGAAAAAGAAAAGGAAAAAAACACAAAGUAAUCACCCGGAAAACAGUAAUCAAAAGCCUUGUGAAACAUCAGCUGAAACACAUAAGAACAAGAAAACACUUUCUGUUAGUUUAGAAAAACAGGAAACUAAGGAAGCUAACACUGAAGAACUAUCAAAAGAAAACGACAAUGGAAGUAGUACCGCGUCUACUUUAGAGUUUGAUUUUCUGGUUGAAUUGAUUUAUAAACGUGAAAAAAAAGAUAAAAAACACAGUUCUAGAAUAAACAAAGAGAAGAAGAAAAAAUCGAAUGUUGAUAAUCCCAGCUUACGAAAUGAAACCACAGAAGAGGCUAAUAAUAAAGUUGAGUACAAUGAAAAUUCAGAUUGCGAUGACAUAGGUCUUCGCCAGAUAUGUAGUGCUAGCGAUGUAGAUGUACCUAUAAAUGUAUCAGAUAAUCCUAACUUGCCAACUAAAAACACCAAAGAGGUGAGUACUAUAGACAAAAUAUCAUACACUAUUCUUGAUGCAUGUAAGGUUGAGUACAAUGAAAAUUCAGUUUGCGACAACUUAGGUCAUCGCCAGACUUGUAAUGCCAGCGAUGUCGAUAUAAAAAGAACAGAUAAUCCAAGCUUGCGAACCAUUAGCACAAAAGAGGCAAGUAAUAAAGACAAAACAUCGCUCACUAUUCUCGACGAAUGUAAAGUUGUCUACAAUGAGAAUUCAGAUUGCGAUAACUUAGGGGCUCGCCAGAUAUAUAGUUCUAGUGAUGUAGAUGUACCUAUAAAAGUAGUUGAAAAUACAAAAUCGAAUACAACUCUUAGCAAGAACGAGCUUCGUCAAUCUUUUGAAGGAAAAUCAAAUAUUAAUAGCGAAAAGAUUGAUGGCAAUAAUUCUGAUGAAAUUGUAAGACAAUCAGAAAAUAGUAAAAAUAUUUCAUCAACUAUAUCCUUAAAACAUGGCAAAAAACCAGUAAUGCGACGAUGUCGAUCAAAAUCUCUUUUGGUUAAAUCUACCUCAGGAACAUAUGAUCCUUAUGAUAUUAAUUUAUUAGAUACGGAUACAGACGCAGAUCCCUUUUCAAACAGGGAAUCAUUAAGUAACUCUGCCAUUCCAAAGAAAACAAGCAAAAGUUCUAUUGAUAGAGACACUGUAGUUAAAACAGUCGAUUCGAGUACUCCAUCAAGUAACAUUUCACAUUCCGAAAGUAAUGAUCUAAAUAAACAUGAAAAGCAAGACUCGGUAAACCUUCAAACAGCUAAGGAACUUCCUUGUGAUUCUGAUGAAUCUUCUAAAAGCGAUGAACCGUUGACUAAAUAUAUUGAGGAAAAGGGCAAGAAGAAAUCAGAAAAGAAUGAAGAGCCACAUAAAGCAUUGCUUAAAAGAAAGAAGAAAACACUUUCUGUAACUUCAGAAAAACCUGAUCCAGAUAACGGCCAUGACGAUAACGAAGAGAGAAUAAGAUCAGAGCAGUUUAUGGAAAGUUUUGGAUUCUUUUCCGAAAGAAAGCCUCGAAAAUCAAAUCUGCUAGCUACAAAGAAAAUAUCAGAAACAUACAAUCUUAUAAACUCAUUUCGUGAACCCGAGGAUAAAUCGAACAAGAAAAAUGUGCACUCUGAAAAUAGGAAAACGGCGGAUGAUGAAGGUAAUCUCAAAAAAUCUUUUAAUACAUCUAAUAAAACAAUUUCGAAACGUGGUAGGAAAAAGAAAAUUUCUACUAAAAUUGAAACUUCCUAUUGUGAAGCAUGUAGGAAAAAAUUUAGUAGGCCAGAUAAUUUUUUGCGCCACCUACUGUCACUUGAGCAUGUGUCCCGUCUAUCUGAUGUAGAAUUGAAAGUUAAGAACGUACCUACAAAUGAAGACAUUAAUUAUUUAGUUAUAUACAAGCAACAGUUAGAUCGUUUAAAUGUUUUGCAAGAUAAAAUUUCUAGAAGAAAAAAAUAUAGUAAAUCUCUUGAAAAUAUUGCAUUACCAACAUUAGAGGAUAUUAUUGCAGAUGUUACGAGGACGGUCAGACAGCAACAACUUGCACAUCGCGGUCUCAGUAGAGACGAGGCUCUUUUUCUAGAUUGUUGUGAACUUCUAAAUGCAAGUCAUAAUGAUGAUGGACCAGGUAGGGCUAAAGAAUCAUCAGAUUGUAAAAUAAAAUGUUAUACCUGUGUACAGACUUCGGCUGAUUGUUUAAAUUUAUUAGAAAAACGUAUUAAUGAUAUUUUAGAAGAAAAAUGUGAUGAUGGUGAUGUAGAUUCUAUUACAGCUCAAGAUAUUAUGGAAAGUGAAGAGGUUCGAAACUUAGAAAAUGAUUUGAUUACUGGUUUAAAAGAGGCAGCAGCAAGCGCAAGUAAUUUUAAAGCUAAACCAAUAACUACAUGUACGCCUGAGGAAGGAGUUGAUACUAAACAAGUGAAUAGUAAUGAACAUCCUAAAGAUGUCAAUAUCAUCAAACAAUCGGAAGAAAUAAAAAGUAAGAAAGCAUAUGAGGUAAAAGAAAAAAUGUAUCCCGAUGUUAUUGAAGACAUUGACAUGUUUGAGGAUAAAUUUGAUAAAAUUAAAAGGAAAUGUAGAUCUCAGGCAGCUAAGCAGACCAAGUAUGUGGAAACUAGCAUAAGUUCUAAAAGCCGUAAGAAAGUCGAAAAGAAAAAAAGGAAGAAGCGUCUCAAAAAGAAUAGCACCCAUGGCGCGGUUCCCACUAAAGGCGCUUUAAAAGGUUUUGAAGGUGUAAAAGUAUCAAUUUUAACAUCUGAUAUCAAUAUGGCGUCAAUUCUUCCUCCUUUAUCAACACCUGCAAAAAAAAAGAAACGAAAUAACAAACGAAAAAAAGAAAGAAAACAUUCAGAAAAUCUUAAAAAUGAUAGCGAUCAUAAAAGUAAAGAUACUCAAAAAAAAGUUGACGUAUACGAAUUUAUGGACAGUGAAGAGGCUGAACCGUUUGAAUUCAGACCUUCUACUUUAAUGGAGCGUUUUAAGACUAUAAAAGACGUCAAACCCAGUACUUCAAAGUCGCAGCCUAUUGAUAUUGACCCGGAAGUCUCUACUGAAAGUGUAUCUGAUGGUGAUGAUUUUGUUUAUAUGUCAGAUGACUACAUUUGCAGCGAUGCUGAGACUGAGAAUAGUUUAAUGUCUUGUGAAUUAGGAAACACCAAAAAUUCGUCUGAAUUUAAAAAAUCAUUAUCUACACCGAAAAGAAAAGACACAACUGAGAAAAGUGCAGUUAUGGGAAAAAUAUUUAAGCACAAUGCCGUUAGAGCUGAGAAAAAAAUUGCGAAAACAAAAGAACCUAUAAAGCCAAAAGCAAAUUUGGACCAACUAUUUGACAGUUUACUAGAAGAACCUAAUUCACCAAUAACAUCAUCCCCUAAAAAAGAAGAUUUAUACAAUUUGGAAUCUUCGUUUUCUCAUAGUAGUGAAAUCUCCAAACGCGGUAGUAAGUCUGUUAAAUGCCAUGAAGAUGAUGGUCCCGAUGAUUCUGAUUCGGAACGGUCAAGAAAAAUAGAAAGAAGUCCUACUCCAGAAUCUUUUACAAGUCUAACUUCACAACAUAAAAGAAGAGGAUCCCAAAACUCGUCUUCAAAAGAAAAAGAGUUUUCCACUGAUAAAGAAGAUGACAAUCUAGCAAGCUGCAGUCCUUCAACAUCUAAAGAUAAAAAUAAAUUAAGCUUUAAACAUACGUCACGUAAAAAGAAAGAAGCGUUGUAUGAAAACUAUGAUGAUAAGUCGUUCAAAUACGAAACCAAGCGAGUUAACACUAUCUCUCCGAAUAAUGACGACGUCGAAUCGCUUUUUGGGGUUGACGAAUCAUCGGCUGAUGAUAAUGACAGUCUUACAGAUGAUAAUAGACAUAAAUCGAAAGAAAAAAAAUUUGGAAUGAAAUCUACUGACACAGACAUAGAAAAUAACAGUUUUGACUAUACCGACGAACCUAUUAAUACUUAUGAUGACACGGGAGUGGCUCGACAAAGGGCCCGUCGUAAGUGUACUGUGGGAAAACAAAAUGUUUUGGCUGAGACUUGGAGUUCAGAAUCUGAGCCUGAUGGAAUCCCGCCAAGGCCUAAUAGUGCCGAUUCUGUUGCUGCUGGAACGAGUCGUAAGAAGAAAAAUAGAAAAAAAGACGGCCAUGCGCUUGGGAUUCGUAAGAGCGGCAACCGACAAGUAUCGGUGAAACGUGAAGCGCAUUGCAGCAAUCGAAGCAACCGAAAUUCCUCGGAAAGUAUUUCGAGAGUAGUGCCAACAACGAGACCAAGUGCGGUGUGUUCCUCGAGCACAAAGGCACGCACUCGCCCUUCACCCUACUACUGGUCGGAUGAACAGGAGCCCGAACACGUUCAGCAACACGGCUGGAUCGUUGGAGACAGCCAUAAGAAACUUGUCACUAUGUUGGCCCACGCUAAAGGUAAGCGAAAUAAUGACCAUAAAAGAAACUUGGUUGAGUAA
This is a messenger RNA of Pieris macdunnoughi, 13713 nucleotides long. NCBI's taxonomy places the organism in Eukaryota, Metazoa, Arthropoda, Insecta, Lepidoptera, Pieridae. The record is from the annotation of a GenBank genome assembly.